GUUCUCAACUCCUCUGAUACGGGCCCUUUCAUUCCGCCAGAUACGUCUCCGGCUCCCCCUUUCAUCCCAUUUAAUCCCCUCAUUCCCGUCUCGGGUCUAUUUCUCUAUCACAUAUAGCAUUUGGGCGCCAUGGUUGCUUCUGCUGUCCGGAUGCGCGCUCCCAGCGCCAUGUUCCUCUCCAAAGGCGCCCUCUCCCUGAAGCGGCCGCAAACUGUUCACAGAUUCAAGGACAUCGCUCAAUCUCAAUUGCCUUCCCUGUCCGCCCUUUCCCGUUUUUAUGCCUCCAAGUCCUUCCCUCCCCACACUGUCAUCAGCAUGCCGGCCUUGUCGCCGACCAUGUCCGCCGGAAACAUUGGAGCUUGGCAGAAGAAGGCCGGUGAUUCCCUGCAGCCCGGUGAUGUCCUGGUAGAGAUCGAGACCGAUAAGGCCCAGAUGGACUUUGAGUUCCAGGAAGAGGGUGUUCUGGCCAAGGUUCUUAAGGAGACUGGCGAGAAGGACGUCUCUGUCGGUUCUCCUAUCGCUGUUUUGGUUGAGGAAGGUGUCGAUGUUGCCGCUUUCGAGGCUUUCAGCCUGGCGGAUGCCGGUGGUGAGAAGGCUGCUCCUGCUGCUGAGGAGAGCAAGCAGGAGUCCAAGGCCGCUGAGGCUGCCCCGGCUUCUGAGCCCGCCCCUGCUGCCGUGGAGCCUGAGACUUCCGGCGAGAAACUCCAGCCCAGUCUGGACCGUGAGCCUUCCAUCAGCCCUGCUGCCAAGGCCCUGGCUUUGGAGAAGGGUGUGCCGAUCAAGGCUCUCAAGGGUACCGGCCGUGGUGGCCAGAUCACUAAGGAGGACGUUGAGAAGUACAAGCCCAGUGCUUCUGCCGGCCCUACCUACGAGGACAUCCCCCUGACCUCCAUGCGCAAGACCAUUGCUAGCCGCCUCCAGCAGUCCGUGCGCGAGAACCCUCACUUCUACGUCUCCACCACUUUGUCUGUGAGCAAGCUCCUCAAGCUUCGUCAGGCUCUGAACGCUUCCUCCGAGGGCAAGUACAAGCUUUCCGUCAACGACUUCCUCGUCAAGGCCUGCGGUGCCGCCCUCAUGAAGGUCCCCACCGUCAACUCUAGCUGGCAUGAGGAGAACGGCCAGACCGUCAUCCGUCAGCACAAGACCGUCGACGUCAGUGUUGCCGUCUCUACCGCCAAUGGCCUCAUCACCCCCAUCGUCAAGAGCGUUGAGGGCCGUGGUCUGUCCAGCAUCUCCAACCAGAUCAAGGACCUGGGCAAGCGCGCCCGCGACAACAAGCUCAAGCCCGAGGAGUACCAGGGUGGCACUUUCACCAUCAGCAACAUGGGUAUGAACCCUGCUGUUGAGCGCUUCGCCGCCGUCAUCAACCCCCCUCAGGCCGGUAUCCUGGCUGUUGGCACCAUCCGCAAGGUUGCCGUCCCCGUCGAGACUGAGGAGGGCACCUCCGUUGAGUGGGAUGACCAGAUCAUCGUCACUGGUAGCUUCGACCACCGUGUCGUCGAUGGUGUUGUCGGUGCUGAGUGGAUCAAGGAGCUGAAGAAGGUUGUUGAGAACCCCCUCGAGCUUCUUUUCCUAGAUAUUCUCAAUGCAUUUCCUAUGUUCCGUACUUCCAUGAUGUUAAGCCUUGCAGGAUGUUUCGGACUAUUCACACGACUCACUUAUUCAUCAUGUCUUACGCAGAAGCUGCUGCCAAAGGUCCCAAGCAAUCCGCAGAGGAGGCGUAAGUCAACAACAUCACAGUACAAAGACCCUUUCAUACAGCUAACGCCAUGUAGCCGUGCCCCCAGCGUUGGUGGAGUGUACCGCGACGAAGCCGAGAGCACCGCUUCCCUGGUCGACGUCGACUCGCCGCACGUCCAGGCCGUGGAUCCCAAUUUCCUGAAGCAAGACGUGCAGACCACCACCCAGGCCGAGCGGAUAGAGCGAGAAGAAGAGGAGCGGGAAGCCUACGAAGAACGGAGAGCCAAGAGCAAGGCUAAGGCUAAAGCUAAGGCGAAGGCUGAAUCGGCUCGCAGCAACGCGCACAACCCUGUGUACCUCGGAAAUGCUGUGAUUCUGGCCUUGACCGGCGCUGGUCUGGGGUAUGGAGCAUACCGGAAGCAUGCUGCUGGGCAGCUUUCGUGGGAAGUGAUUGGAUGGGCCUCUGGCGCUAUUGGUGCUUUUGGUGCCGUGGACUACUUUGUUAGCAAAUGGCUUCUGCAGAACAAGUACCCUCCGAAAUAAGGCUUGAAGUCGAGACGGAGCACUUCGUGGAGUCGUGAUAUCCCAGUGUCAAUUCCGCGGUCUAUUACUUUUUUUUACUGUUGGUUGUACUCCUUUAGGGUACAUGAGGCGUUUGUGCAGUCUUUGGGCGUCAUAGUGUGUCUGUUACUAGUAUAUCCCUAAUGGAUUGAUCUCUUCUUAG
Aspergillus costaricaensis CBS 115574 is the source of this 2404-nucleotide messenger RNA. RefSeq names its product putative pyruvate dehydrogenase complex, dihydrolipoamide acetyltransferase component. The coding region runs from base 130 to 2223 and encodes 697 amino acids. The record is from RefSeq and is a predicted model, not a curated record. Gene Ontology annotation, biological process: pyruvate decarboxylation to acetyl-CoA. Lineage: Eukaryota; Fungi; Ascomycota; Eurotiomycetes; Eurotiales; Aspergillaceae. The transcript has 8 exons. Gene Ontology annotation, molecular function: dihydrolipoyllysine-residue acetyltransferase activity. Gene Ontology annotation, cellular component: pyruvate dehydrogenase complex.